Messenger RNA from Cryptotermes secundus, 610 nucleotides. Its product is annotated as ARL14 effector protein-like. The coding region runs from base 57 to 578 and encodes 173 amino acids. Gene Ontology annotation, cellular component: intracellular membrane-bounded organelle. The record is from RefSeq and is a predicted model, not a curated record. The transcript is spliced from 5 exons. NCBI's taxonomy places the organism in Eukaryota, Metazoa, Arthropoda, Insecta, Blattodea, Kalotermitidae.
UUUUCGACCAUUACAAAACAAAGCAAGGGCUAUGGCGUUUGUGAAGGUGGUCGGUUAUGGAAUCAUUUAUUGAUCCAGAUGACAGUUCUAACUCGAAUUCCAGGUUUGAGAACAGUGAUUGCAGUACCGAUGCGGGAGACUUGAGUUCGGGCCAGGCAGGCUCAAAACAGACAACUCAGAAAGUAUCCACAGCCUUAAAGAAAUUAAUCCAGAACGACAAUAUGAAGUUUAUGGAGAACUUUGACCCCGAAAGAAGCAACAGGGAACGGAGGAAACUGACACGAAAAAUUUACACUGGAGGGAGGAAGCAGACAAACCUGUAUGAUGAAAAGGGCGUAAUUAUGACACUGGAGAAGGAUUUGUGUGACUGCCUUGAAGAAACCUGUCCAGGAUGCCACUUCCCAUGUCCAAAGUGUCUCUCCUGCAAAUGUGCCCAUGAAUGCAGGCAGAACAGGAAGUGGAUGUAUGACUCCAUUGAAAUUGAAGGUACAGAUGAUGCGAUCAGGAACAAAUUCAGCUUGGACCUGUCGCCAUGUGACUUUCAUAUGCAGCAUUUGGGGUUGCUCAUGAGGUGGUGAAGAUGAAGGAUAUAAUGCCAUGUAGUCCAUUG